Messenger RNA from Symbiodinium pilosum, 691 nucleotides. The record is from the annotation of a GenBank genome assembly. Lineage: Eukaryota; Dinophyceae; Suessiales; Symbiodiniaceae.
GAAACUCUCUGACACGGACAGAAGCACAGUGAUCGGUGCGGCCAAAGCAGCCGUGAAGCCCAAAACUGCCUUCCUGGGUUGCAACAUCAAGGUGGGCCAGGAUCUUCGUCUCUUCUUGCAGAAGCACCGCCCUUCCGCGCGCGAAGCUGAACAACUUUGCGUGCGCAGGGAGGAGCUUCCUUGUACAGGUGAUGUGGAAGGACUGAUCGAAGAUGCAUGCAGAUUAGAGCUGGGCGGCUUGCUGUCACAGGCUUCGAUUGUGCAGCUUGCGAAGAAGUGGCAGGUGCUAACUGGAAAGUGGCUGCUCUUUGUUCCGGAGUGGCGUGUUGAUGAAUUGUUUGAGCUGGCAGCCAAUCGUCUCCAUGAAGGAGACAUGCCAAGCUGUUCGCACAUUGUGGUGUCUCCACCGGGAACGUAUGGUACAGAUCCUGCGAAGUAUAUGUUGAGCGCGCACACCCCGGACUUCACCGACCAGCAAUCUGUGAUGUCGCUGGGGAAGAGCCUCCGUGCCGCCGCACGGAAUGGCCUUCGCUGCGUUGCUGGGGAUUGGGGGGAGCUUCGGGAUGAUCCUUUUGCCGCCCCUGGGAAGAAGGUUUCCCUGGUUUUCAAGCCGGACGUGUUCACGCGUUUGAACAUGCACAAGAAGAACGCGUACGGCAUCAAGACGACACUCCAUGUUCUGGACUUGUGA